Messenger RNA from Penicillium arizonense, 201 nucleotides. RefSeq lists its product as uncharacterized. The coding region runs from base 1 to 201 and encodes 66 amino acids. The transcript is spliced from 2 exons. NCBI's taxonomy places the organism in Eukaryota, Fungi, Ascomycota, Eurotiomycetes, Eurotiales, Aspergillaceae. The record is from RefSeq and is a predicted model, not a curated record.
AUGCCGAUGGUCACCUCGGCCGAAACACCCCGCAACUAUUGCAACUCAAAAGCCGAAGAUCAUCAAGAUGAGCAGAGAUUCAACAGGCUUUGGGGCUGGGAACCUACACGAGUCCGCCGAUUACCCCUCUCAGCUCCUGCUUAUGCGGGGCUACUGCAGGAGGCCAUCACGUAUGCCCCUGAAGACAUCUCGGCUUUAUAA